AUGGCAGCCAACCUUUCUGAGCCUUCCUCCUCCCUCAGCUUCACCUCCUCGUACAUCUCCAAUGGCGCCAGCGCCCAUCCGACGAGCCCCUUCGCCAGCGCCGAGCCGAGGAGCAGCCUGGAGAUCGUCAGCCUGAGCAAGCUCAGCAGCAACCUCGAACGCCUACUCGUCAGCAAAGAGUUCGACUGCAGCGAUGCGGAGAUCGUCGUGGAGGGGGAGGCCGUCCCCGUCCACCGAUGCAUCCUCUCCGCCAGGAGUAGAUUCUUCUUCGACCUCUUCUCCAAGGGCGGCGCCGCCGCCGCAGACGGCGGCGCUGCGGCGGCAGAAGGGAAGCCUCGGUACCACAUGAGCGAUCUGGUUCCUCAGGGCAACGUCGGAGUCGAAGCCUUCAAGAUCUUCCUGGGAUAUCUGUACACGGGGAAGCUGAAGCCAUCUCCCCCGGAGGUCUCGACCUGCGCCCAUGGAGAGUGUGCUCACGACGCCUGCGGCCCCGCCAUUAAUUUCGCUGUGGAGCUGAUGUAUGCAUCUUCCGUGUUCCAGAUCCCAGAGCUCAUCUCCCUCCUCCAGGUUCGCUCGCUAACCCUAAUCGCAAUUCAGACCCAUUUCUCUGGUUUUCCACUCUCUUCUCGCCAGAUUUGGUACUCAUCUCUUCUUUCAUUUUCCUGGAGAAAUUCAAGGUUCUAGUUCUACCUUCUUAAACUUGAUGGAUUGCGGCAGAUUUAUGAUUAUAAGCCUCAUUACCCUUGAUUUUUUUUUGUGAAAUCUAUAAAAUAGCUAAGCUUUGGGUGCAAAGGGGAUCUUCUACCCAUUUGGGGAAAAAAUUAUCCAUGAAUCAAAUCAUGCCUGCAAGUGUUCAUUCACUGGUUUAUGCAUGCUGAUAUCGCUUAACCCUGCUCAUGUUAAUUAUCACAUCCAUGGGCAUUGUUCAUAUCAAUCAUCGUAGUGCGGAUGAUAGAGAUAUAUCUAUUCCUGUUCAUAUUUCCAAGAAUAUAAAUAAUGAUAAUCCCAUGGGUAGAGAUUAUUUAUGAUAAUUAUCACACAAAGGCCUCUUUUUGACUGCUUAGAUCCGUCCUCCCCCUCAUAUGUUAUCUUUUGAUCUAAAUCUGCAAUGGCCGCUCCCUCUCUUCAGCGCCGCCUCACAAACUUCAUUGAGAAGGCGCUGGUAGAGGACGUCAUCCCGAUCCUCCUGGUCGCCUACCACUGCGGGCUGAGCCUGCUGCAGAAGCACUGCAUACAGCGGGUGUCCCGCUCCGACCUCGAGAGCACCGCCCUCGUAAAGGAGCUCCCCGCCGAGGCUGUGGAGGAGAUCAGGCUCCUCCGCGACCCUCCGCCGCCCGACAAUGGACCGUGCCGCCCGACACCUGGUGGCACCACCACUUCCCGGGAGAAGACGAUCCAGAGGAUCUAUCGGGCGCUGGACUCGGACGACGUAGAACUGCUGCUGAUGCUCCUGCAGGAAUCGGGCUCCACGCUGGACGACGCCAACGCGCUCCACUAUGCUGUUGCUUAUUGUGACUCCAAGGUGAUCAAGGAGAUCCUGCCGCUGGAGGGGGUCGAUGUGAAUUUGAAGAACAGCAGGGGGUACACGCCGCUGCACUUGGCGGCGAGGCGGCGGGAUCCGGCGAUCAUCGUGUCCUUGCUUGAGAAGGGUGCGUCGGCACUGAUCGUGGCAGAUGACGGGCAGACGGCGGUGACCAUCUGCCGGCGGCUGACACGGGCCAAGGACUACAAUUCAAAGACGGGGCACGGGCAGGAGACAAACAAGGACCGCCUGUGCAUCGAGGUUUUGGAGCGGGAGCUCAAGAGGAACCCCAUGGCCAGGGGGGAGGAGCUCGUGAUGUCGCCAAUCGUGCCCGAUGAUCUCCACAUGAAACUACUGUACCUGGAGAACAGAGGUUCAUUUCUUUUUCUUUUUCUUUUUCUUUUCCUCUUAUAGGAAAUUUUUACUAAUUCUGCUCUGAUGCUACGAUCGUCCAUCUUCUUCAGUCGCAUUUGCAAGGCUGUUCUUCCCGAUGGAGGCGAAGGUGGCCAUGGAGAUUGCCCAGGCGGAGCGAACCUUUGAAUUCGCGGGCCUCUCUGCAUCGAGAGGAUCAUCGAACAACCUAAAUAACGUCGAUCUCAACGAGACCCCCAUAAUGCUGAAGGAGAGGCUGCAGACCCGGAUGGAGGCUCUGCGUAGAACAGGUCCCUUCCAUCGUCAUCAUCAUCAUCAUCAUCAUCAUCAUCAUCAUCAUCAUCAUCAUAAAGUUUCUCCUUUUUUUUUUAGCAUUAUUAUCAUUGUUCUUAAUGCUUGAUUUUCUUGGGCAGUGGAGCUGGGGAAGCGCUAUUUUCCGAAUUGCUCACAGGUUGUGGACAAGUUCAUGGACGACGACAUCCAGGACUUGCUUGCCCUGGAGAAGGGCCCCCCGGACGACAAGAACCUGAAGAGGAUGAGGUUCAUGGAGCUAAAGGAAGACGUCCGCAAGGCAUUCACCAAGGACAAGGCCGAGAGCAGCCGAUCAGGUAUCUCUUCUUCUUCAUCCUCUUCCUCCUCGCAGAGGGCAGAGAGGAAAUCCAGCAGGGGAGUCAGGAGUUGA
Messenger RNA from Spirodela intermedia, 2576 nucleotides. The record is from the annotation of a GenBank genome assembly. NCBI's taxonomy places the organism in Eukaryota, Viridiplantae, Streptophyta, Magnoliopsida, Alismatales, Araceae.